Molecule: messenger RNA, 615 nt
Organism: Thyridium curvatum
Lineage: Eukaryota; Fungi; Ascomycota; Sordariomycetes; Thyridiales; Thyridiaceae
Exons: 4
Coding region: 1-615 (204 amino acids)
Biological process (GO): transmembrane transport
Cellular component (GO): membrane
Molecular function (GO): transmembrane transporter activity
Source: RefSeq, a predicted model, not a curated record
AUGGAAUCUAAAACCCUUCCUACGUCACCCCAUGAAACCGAAGUGAAGGAAUCACAGUCCGGCUCAAUGGCAAAGAGCCUAGAAACAGCAGAAAAUUCUCAGCCAGAAUGGACGCCAGAAGAGGAGGAGCGCCUCGUGCGCAGGGUUGAUCUCCGGGUGAUUCCGACAUUGUGUGUCGUCAUGGGACUUUCUCUUCUAGACAGAGCGAACAUUUCGUCAGCGUAUGUUAUUGGAAUGAAGAAGGAUCUAAAUAUGGGCAUCGGAGGACGAUACUCUCUGUCCCUAUUGGUCUUCUUCAUCGCAUAUGGUCUUCUCGAGAUGCCUUCCAACUUGAUCAUUCGCCGCAUCGGAGCUCGGCACUGGCUUGCGGCCAACAUAACAGCGUGGGGUGCCAUGGUUCUAGGCAUGGGCUUCGCUCGCCACUGGGCAACCAUAGCUAUCUUAAGAGCCUUUCUGGGAGGGUUUGAGGCUUGCAUAGCAUUGCCCGGUGCCGUGUUCGUUAUUACUUCAUGGUACAAGACUUUUGAAACGGCUCGCCGCAUCUCGACCUUCUUCAUGAUUGCCACAGUAUUGAACGCCUUUAGCGGAAUCGCAAGUGAUGCCGAUGGCUAUUAA